UGGUGAAAUUUGUGAGUAAUUGCUUAGUUGCUGUAUAAUAUGUUAAUGUUUCAUGUUCAUUUGAAUAUGUAAAACCAUUUGAGCCUUGAAAAUCGUCUUCCUUUUCCAUAAAUUCAUGGGUCUCACUGUACCAUUUAUUAUUUUAUUUUUCAGACCUAAAAAUCAAAUAGUUGUACAAUGAAUGAGGAAAAAACUAUUAAGAUAAGACCUUAUCAAGCUCAAGAUCAUGCAAGAGUAAGAGAACUAUUUUUUAAAGGAUUAACAUCUGGACCAACUGUUAGACACGCAUACAAGCGUCUGUUUGACCCAAGAAGGCCAACGUUUGUAUUUCAAGUUUUUCUAUUUGGUCUUACUUACCUCCUCUCCUCAACAUGGAUUCUUUUUAUUCUAGCAGUUGGUUGUAUUCAGCUGAUUAACUUACUGGUGCAGUACAAUGUAUAUUAUGUAUACGCCAGGAAUGCUUUGAAUACAGACAUGGUGGAUCUGGACCUGAUAGCCUGGACCAACAAUAACAAUCAGACAGGAUUUUUGGUGGCAGAAGUGAAAAAUCUAGUUGUAGGGAUAAUUGCAUUCAAGAAGGUUGGAGAAUUUCUAGAAAUUAAUAGAUUUAGUGUAGAUCCAGCAUUUAGAAGAUUAGGGAUAGGGAAACUGUUGACAGACGAAGUUAUGAAGAACGGAAAGAAACUUGAUUGCUGCUGGCUGUUGGCUGCAACUACCUUCGGACAAAAGAUUGCUUGUAGUUACUAUGAAAGGACAGGUUGGGUGGAGGCGAGCAGUUCCCGAGCACCUUUUCUAUUCUUCCCUUAUUUUAUUCAUGGCACGGAAUUCAUUGAUUUCCAUAAGAAAAUUAUAUAGACUAACAUUGAUUGGUGAAAACAAUUCAACUGAGAUCUGAGACGGUAAUGCUCAAUAGAAAUUCAGAGGGAUGCCUUCUACUCUCAUUUUAUAAUCCUUAUAUUUUAAAAUCUUUAUUUCUAUACUUUUUUACAUAAAUAACUAAAAAAUAAAUUUUAAAUAUUUUUAACUGUACCGUAAAAAACUACUUUCAACCAAAUAAAUUGCCAAUCAAUCAAUCAUUUGACAAUCGAUUUGCUUUCAAUUUUUAAUCUAAUUUUUAAUUACUAAUUUUAAACAGAGUUCAAUUGAAUUGAAGUAGAACCCAUGUUUUAACUGUAACACAUGCUAUGCUUGCAAAAGAGUCGAUGAAAGCAAAACGAUUUUGCAAAAAAAUAGACUAAAAAGAUCGAAAGAGUAAAAGAAUAAAUUAAACAUAAAUGAUAUCAAAAAUUGUUAUGAAUUAAUAAGAUGCUUUUUUGUCUAAGUCUUAUUUCUUUUUCGCAGACCUUAGUUUAUAUUUUCAAUAUUAGUUUAAACUUGACAAUUCUAAUUUUAUACAGGUUGUGAGUUUGUUAUCAAAAAUCUUUACAAUCCACUAAUACCAAUUAUUUAAAAAAUGUAAGCAAUAUAUGUAUACGUUACUUUCCAAAUGUAGAAUGGGGGGGGGGAAAUAUUCCCACAACCUCCUCUAUUUUUUGGAUGUUUUGAAAUAUUUCCUCCUCAAAAA
Molecule: messenger RNA, 1564 nt
Organism: Eurytemora carolleeae
Lineage: Eukaryota; Metazoa; Arthropoda; Copepoda; Calanoida; Temoridae
Product: probable N-acetyltransferase CML1
Exons: 11
Coding region: 178-855 (225 amino acids)
Molecular function (GO): N-acetyltransferase activity
Source: RefSeq, a predicted model, not a curated record